Molecule: messenger RNA, 396 nt
Organism: Helobdella robusta
Lineage: Eukaryota; Metazoa; Annelida; Clitellata; Rhynchobdellida; Glossiphoniidae
Exons: 1
Coding region: 1-396 (131 amino acids)
Source: RefSeq, a predicted model, not a curated record
AUGGCUGCCCUGCUGAAUGAAAUACUGGAUAGAAAUAAAACUUGUACAAAUCUUAUUUCAAGUAUCGCGCAUGAAACAAACUCUCGCACAAAUCUUGCUACGUGUAAUGUCUACGAUACAAAUGUUAACCGCAUUAAAAAUGAAACAAUCGAUACUUCAUGGUCAAAUAUUUUAGUGUCAAAAACAAAUAAAACUGAUUGUGAAUUACAAUCUGACGAUAACGUUUCUGACGAUCGUAUGACACUCGUUCAGCGCAGUAAGAAAAAUGUCAAAUCAAUAUCUUUACCGCCAAUUGCUAAAAAAGUUGAAGAUGAUAUCAAUAAAAAUAAAUUUCACAAACCCUCAAAGAUUUUGGGAUCACUCACAACUAGCCCCCUCUUCACGGCAUCUAUUUGA